AUGUUGCUGAUCGUUAUCUGUUCUCUGACACUUCCUGCACUUUCGUGUCUACCUGACCUCAGUAACCUGCCUCCUCCGAUAAUUCACUAUGAAUGCUUGGAAAGAAGGCCAGUCGCGUGUCCUUACCGUUGUGGAGGCAGUCGUUGCAAGUAUUCCAGGAUGGCUCGUGGGGUCUCCAACAGAGAGCGAAGCACUCCCAUUAGCAACCUUUCUCGUCAUGUCUCCAGUUUAUUCGAGGCCGCAAAUACGAUCUUUACCGAUUGUUGCCGAAAAAAUGCUAUUCCGGAGCAGUGCAUUCCAGCAUGUAAUUACGACAGCUACAACAACCAGUUGAUCAAUUCGAUGAUACUGGGCAGCUCACAGUGCACGGUCACGACACUCCCAGUCAUCCACUCGUGUGCUUCCCGUGGUCACGAUCACGGCGACUGCUGCGCAAGAGCCGGAAUUCCUGCGCAGUGCAUCAAUUAUUGUGUUCCAAGAAAACGGACAAUUUUGGGAGGACCCUGGUUUUCAUGCCUUCGUUAUUUUGAGGAGAUGAAAGGUUGCUUUAUCAGCGAAGCUUCGAACAAAUCAGAGGAAACCAAAUCACAACCUACUGAAGACCUCUGUCUUACCUCUGGAGUUUGUGGCGGUGGCGGAUACUGUGCACCGCCUGCACCUCUUCCUUGUCAGCCGGCAUCAUGUCAACCCGGAUACACUUGUGGCCAAUACGGAUGCGCUCGAAAUCGUGCAAGGAGCGCUCUCACCAAGAAAAUUGAUGGAAUAUUUAUAAAUGAGGAACAACAUACGACUCCGAUACCAAAAAAGAGCCAUGAGAGCGACUUGGAGGAGAGGAAUGUCUUCGGAAUGAGCCGCGGAGUGACCAAAUCGUUGAAGACGUCAACAGAAGAAAGUCGAGAACCGCCGGACAAUGUCACUGUACACAGACUAACGGUAAUAGGUGUUCUUUUUAAUAGAAUCCCAACUACAUCUUUCGGCAAUGCUGCGAACAGAGGGGACUCCCAGAUGUGUGUCUCAACAAAUGCCAUUUCAACUCCUACACUCGCAAUGCAGUGA
Messenger RNA from Necator americanus (New World hookworm), 1056 nucleotides. RefSeq lists its product as uncharacterized. The transcript is spliced from 10 exons. The coding region runs from base 1 to 1056 and encodes 351 amino acids. The record is from RefSeq and is a predicted model, not a curated record. Lineage: Eukaryota; Metazoa; Nematoda; Chromadorea; Rhabditida; Ancylostomatidae.